AUGGGUGCCUGGAGACCUCAUUCAGCUUACGCAGUCCUCGUAGCGAGGGCGUGGUCGAUCCACCCUGCCUGGUACGACAAAUUUCCUAUCCCGAGAGCGGCUUCUCGAACUUCUUCCGAGCGCAGUGCUACGGCAGUGAACGGUACGCAUGUGUACGUUGCAAAUUGCGGAGAUAGUGCGGUCUCGUCGACAUACGUCCGCGGAAAACACCUGGCUGGCGAUGCUCAGCACUCAUUGCAGGGCUCGCCUCUGUUCAACAUAUGCUUCUCUAGAGCGCCAUCACGCUGCGAUCUACAAAAACAGAGGACGUACGCUAUUACAUGCGUGCCCCUCGAUACCCGACGGACCAUUCAGCGAGCGGUGGCCCAGUGCCUUCCCGAUGCGCCCAUGGGCACGGCGAGGACAAAUUCUGAACCCUUUGUCUGGUUGGAAUUUGUUGAUGAGAACAUAUCAUUACAUCCAUGGACGGAGCUUAUUGUGCAGUAG
Molecule: messenger RNA, 486 nt
Organism: Dichomitus squalens LYAD-421 SS1
Lineage: Eukaryota; Fungi; Basidiomycota; Agaricomycetes; Polyporales; Polyporaceae
Exons: 3
Coding region: 1-486 (161 amino acids)
Source: RefSeq, a predicted model, not a curated record